AUGACUGCCUUUACAAUCGGCAGACACUACUUGGUGGAAAAAAUGGACUCUAAAAAAGGCCGCUGGGAGACGGUGUCUGAGGUUACACGUGGUACACAAUGUCCAGUAAACCGAUUGGAAGAAGGCAAUCGCUACCUUUUCAGAGUCACUGCCGUCAGCAAAGAGGGACCAAGUGAACCCUGCGAGACGACUACGGAAACAUUGGCGAAGAAUCCGUUUGGUAAGUGGAGAAUUGUAUUAACACAAAUAACAUAUUUUUCGUGUUUAAGUAGAGUUUCAAGACUACCAGUAGAUCAGUACUAUGAAAUCUAUUCACCCUAUUUCGUCUAA
Molecule: messenger RNA, 330 nt
Organism: Protopolystoma xenopodis
Lineage: Eukaryota; Metazoa; Platyhelminthes; Monogenea; Polystomatidea; Polystomatidae
Source: the annotation of a GenBank genome assembly